GAGAGGCGGAAGGAGGUGGGGCCUGGGAAGACUGGGUUGCAACGGUCGCGAGACUCCCCUCGCCGUAGCGCGAAGAAACGAGACUGAAGAAGAGAGCAAGGUGGGAGGGGCGCGCUGGGGAGCUUCGGCGCAUGCGCGCUGAGGCCUGCCUGACCGACCUUCAGCGGGGCUGUGGCUACCAUGUUCUCUCGCGCGGGUGUCGCUGGGCUGUCGGCCUGGACCUUGCAGCCGCAAUGGAUUCAAGUUCGAAAUAUGGCAACUUUGAAAGAUAUUACCAGGAGACUAAAGUCCAUCAAAAACAUCCAGAAAAUUACCAAGUCUAUGAAAAUGGUAGCAGCAGCAAAAUAUGCCCGAGCUGAGAGAGAGCUGAAACCAGCUCGAAUAUAUGGAUUGGGAUCUUUAGCUCUGUAUGAAAAAGCUGAUAUCAAGGGGCCUGAAGACAAGAAGAAACACCUCCUUAUUGGUGUGUCCUCAGAUCGAGGACUGUGUGGUGCUAUUCAUUCCUCCAUUGCUAAACAGAUGAAAAGCGAGGUUGCUACACUAACAGCAGCUGGGAAAGAAGUUAUGCUUGUUGGAAUUGGUGACAAAAUCAGAGGCAUACUUUAUAGGACUCAUUCUGACCAGUUUCUGGUGGCAUUCAAAGAAGUGGGAAGAAAGCCCCCCACUUUUGGAGAUGCGUCAGUCAUUGCCCUUGAAUUACUAAAUUCUGGAUAUGAAUUUGAUGAAGGCUCCAUCAUCUUUAAUAAAUUCAGGUCUGUCAUCUCCUAUAAGACAGAAGAAAAGCCCAUCUUUUCCCUUAAUACCGUUGCAAGUGCUGACAGCAUGAGUAUCUAUGACGAUAUUGAUGCUGACGUGCUGCAAAAUUACCAAGAAUACAAUCUGGCCAACAUCAUCUACUACUCUCUGAAGGAGUCCACCACUAGUGAGCAGAGUGCCAGGAUGACAGCCAUGGACAAUGCCAGCAAGAAUGCUUCUGAGAUGAUUGACAAAUUGACAUUGACAUUCAACCGUACCCGCCAAGCUGUCAUCACAAAAGAGUUGAUUGAAAUUAUCUCUGGUGCUGCAGCUCUGGAUUAAUGAAAAUCAAGUUCCAUCCUCAGACAAGAGGUAAAGAAGGAAAAUUCAGCCAGUUGAUUUUGUUUUUAGCUUACUGCUGCCUUUGUCCGAAGAAACUGUUCCUCCAUUAUUUGAAUUACUGAAGACAGCAAGAUAUUUGUAAAUUAUCUUAAAAUAAACAACUUAAAAUAAAA
This is a messenger RNA of Pan troglodytes (chimpanzee), 1250 nucleotides long. RefSeq names its product ATP synthase F1 subunit gamma (gene ATP5F1C). The coding region runs from base 181 to 1077 and encodes 298 amino acids. Gene Ontology annotation, biological process: proton motive force-driven ATP synthesis. Gene Ontology annotation, molecular function: proton-transporting ATP synthase activity, rotational mechanism. The record is from RefSeq and is a predicted model, not a curated record. The transcript has 10 exons. NCBI's taxonomy places the organism in Eukaryota, Metazoa, Chordata, Mammalia, Primates, Hominidae.